Molecule: messenger RNA, 560 nt
Organism: Microplitis mediator
Lineage: Eukaryota; Metazoa; Arthropoda; Insecta; Hymenoptera; Braconidae
Exons: 3
Coding region: 139-489 (116 amino acids)
Source: RefSeq, a predicted model, not a curated record
UUAGAAGCUUACAAGUCACUAACGCCUAGCUUGUUCGUUAUAAAUUAUAUAUUUAUAUGUAUAUAUAAAUAUAUAGAUGUAUAUGUAUGGUCAUAAUUAAUUUCGGAAACAAGAAGAAUAAAUAAAAAAAUUAAGAGUAUGAAUAAUUCAAGUGACGUUACACUGGAAGAAAUAUUUUUGGGAGGGAAAAUAAAUAAUUCAAAUAAUUUAUCGAGCAAAGAAAAUGGAGAAGAAAAGUUUCCAAAAUUAGAGAAACCUUCUGGGGCUUCUGAUCAAAUUAAAUCUUACAUCGAUCGACCAGUUAUGGAUACCUCGUUGCCGUAUAUUCCAGUUUACACUCAUCUCAUAACUUUCGAUCUUGAGCCAAUUGAAAGACCACCGACUCCACCGGUUAUUAAAUUUUUACGAUCUGAGCUACGAACUGAUACUCCACGGGGCUCUCCAGAGUCAAGAGGAUCAAGUAAAUUAGGAAAAGCUAAUCAUAAAUAAAUUUAUAUGAGUUACCUACUCAUUUAUAUAUUUAUACAAUUUCUACCCCCCAAAAAAAAACUAGAAGUACU